This is a messenger RNA of Brachypodium distachyon (stiff brome), 799 nucleotides long. RefSeq names its product E3 ubiquitin-protein ligase Os03g0188200. The coding region runs from base 53 to 544 and encodes 163 amino acids. The transcript has a single exon. The record is from RefSeq and is a predicted model, not a curated record. Lineage: Eukaryota; Viridiplantae; Streptophyta; Magnoliopsida; Poales; Poaceae.
CACGCGUCGUUUUGUCACGCCGCAUCAGUUUUCCAGCCAGAGGCAGGCUGCCAUGGCUUCUUUUUUUUUGAGAACCAGGCAGGCCGCCAUGGCUGGUCAAUAUCUUAUGCCGCACCAGUUUUUCGAGCAGCAGAUGCCGCGCCCCCGGCCUUUUACCAACAUGGCGCCCCACCAGAUUGUCGCCUUUGCUAGGGCCCACGGCAAUCGCGGCCCAAGACCGCGAUCUCACGAAGGCGCUUCGGUGCCGGUUGAGCCGGCCUUCCCCGCCGGGCCUGGGUGGUACAGGAACGGCGGCUUCGGCGCGCUUCCAGCGUCCGGCCUGGCCAUCGCUCGUCUGCCGGUGACUAGCGCCGCCGAGGCGAAGGCGCAGGACUGCUCUGUGUGCCUGGAGGCUUUCGAGGAGAGCGACGAGCUCAGGACGAUGCCGUGCUCCCACGACUUCCACGAGAGCUGCAUCUUCGAGUGGCUCAGGGUCAGCCGGUUCUGCCCGCUCUGCCGCUUCCCGCUGCCAACCGAGGAGGACGAGGCAGGUAGCGUGCUUUGAACAGACUAGCUUCUGCACGUCGUACAUCAAAAGGGUAGAUUGAUUGCGUUUUCGUAGCAGCGUGGACUUGCGAGCUGAGAUGUUGUAACCAACACUUGAUUAGUUGAUCCUGUGCAACCACUGUCUCGGAUUCUAAAUUCUUGUUUCAAAUUUGGCUAAAUAUGGAUAUAUCUAGUUUUGAAAGACGUCUAAAUACAUGUAAUAUUUCGACAACAAUUUAGGAUCGAAGGAGUACAGUAUGAAAAUCGUACUUCG